CAAUACCACCUUACUUUCCUUCCCUUUUUUCCUUUUUUUUUUCUCAUACAACAUAAUGAGUAACCCUAUAUCGCCACAACCGUUUAUUACAGAAGAAGCAGCGACAACUACGCCGCCACCCACCAUAGAUAAUAACAAUAUAGUAAUGGAAAAUAAUGCAGAACCAAAUGAUGAAUCAUUUAAAAAGUUGAAAAGAAAACUCAAAGAAAUGCAAGAAGUUGGCAUAAAAACAUAAAGACUUUAAUCUUUCUCUAAACAUAUAUAUUCUUUGUUUAAUAUUCUAGUUAAAUGCUGCCAUCAGUAGAGAUUAUAUUCACGCAAAAAAGAAGAUACGCACUUUAACUUAUGAAAGAAAUCUUUUAUUGGACAGCAUCUCACGUCUAGAAAGCAUGAAUCAAUUAAUAUCAGAUGAUGAAAGUGGUAGUGAUAUAUAUAGUGAUAUAUCAGAUACAGAUGAAGAUUUAGAUGUCAGUACACAUACUUCAACUCCACAAGGAAGCAAGACUAGGAUACUCAAAAAACUUGCUAAUCGUCCUUCAAGCACUGUUGAAUCAAGCCAUGAUCCAGCCACGGUAGCUUCUGCACCUCCCAAGAGAUCAAAAGCAGCUCAUAUUCCCGUCAAAACGCGUCGUGUUCAGCCAAUUGAUAGAGAUGAAGACGGUAAUCCUAAAUUACCUCAACAAAUUGGCGUUUUGACUGUUCUCAGUCUCGGACACAUCGUCACAGACCGUCCUACGUUCCAUAACGAACGAUAUAUAUUUCCUGUUGGCUAUACCGUAAGCAGAACUUAUCCUAGUAUGGUCGACCCUAAUAGCAAUACCAUCAUUACAUCCACUAUCCUUGAUGGAGGCGACGGACCACGAUUCCGUGUGACAGCAGCCGACAUGCCAGAUCAACCGAUCAUUGCCAACUCGGCUACAGGUGCUUGGACAAUUGUCGUUCGUAAGUCUAAUGAGAUUCGACACAGAGAACACUCCAACUCGGCCUCUGGUCCUGAUUAUUAUGGAUUUAAACAUCCUACGAUUGCUAAGCUGAUUCAAGAUUUACCUGGAGCUAAAGACUUGAAGCAUUAUGUGUGGCAAAACUUUGAAGAAAUGGAACCUCGUGCUGCAAAAGGAGUGAUGGCAGCAGCUGAGAAGAAACGAGGCAAUUUAGAACAAAUGGGAAAUGCAAAUAGAAGGGCUCCCAAAGAAUCAAGUGGAGCCAACCCUAUGGCUGUAUCAGACCCAUCACCUUCAAUAAUGUCCACUGGUACAGCGGAUGCUACACCAAUAGAAGAAGAUUAUGGUGAACAAGAUGAACUCCUUAGCGAAUAAUAAUAAUUAUAGUAGUAUACAUAAAAAAAAUAAGAAAAUAUUUUUAGCAUUUUUUUUUC
Rhizopus microsporus ATCC 52813 is the source of this 1375-nucleotide messenger RNA. RefSeq lists its product as uncharacterized. The record is from RefSeq and is a predicted model, not a curated record. Gene Ontology annotation, biological process: regulation of cell cycle. The transcript is spliced from 4 exons. The coding region runs from base 390 to 1316 and encodes 308 amino acids. Lineage: Eukaryota; Fungi; Mucoromycota; Mucoromycetes; Mucorales; Rhizopodaceae. Gene Ontology annotation, cellular component: nucleus.